AUGGGUCCGAGCCAGAAGCCUGGUUCUGCAGGAGUACGAUUCCCUGGAGCGGUAGACAGCAAAUUUACAUCCUCACUCUCCUUCGAACAUCCCUCAACCUAUACUGCUAUCCCAACCUACCGCACUAUGUCUCCCGACGGCGAUAUUCUCGAUCCAUCCGUCGUGCUCCCUUCGGAUGAAGCGGCUUUAGAAAUGUAUCUCAACAUGGUUAGAGUAUCAAUCAUGGAUGUUAUAAUGGUUGAGGCGCAGCGUCAAGGACGUUUAUCAUUCUACAUGCCAAGUCAGGGUGAAGAAGGUACAUGUGUGGGCUCUGCAGCUGCGUUGGAGAAAGGCGAUGUGAUUUUUAGAAGGGGAAGGAAUAUGCCGGUGCAUUAUGGGAGUAAAGAGUUGAAUAUUCACUCCAUAUCGUCACCCCUCGCAACUCAAAUCCCUCAUGCUGCUGGUGCAGCUUAUGCAUUGAAAAUGCAGCGUCUGUCCAACCCAUCUCUCCCUCCACGAGUAGUAGCAUGCUACUUUGGCGAAGGAGCUGCCUCUGAAGGUGAUUUCCACGGUGCUCUCAACAUAGCCGCUACACGUUCCUGCCCAGUGAUUUUUAUAUGUCGCAACAACGGAUACGCCAUCUCCACUCCAACACUCGAGCAAUACCGCGGCGAUGGAAUUGCCAGCCGAGGAACAGGUUACGGAAUCGAUACCAUCCGAGUUGAUGGAAACGACAUCUGGGCCGUACUACAAGUGACCAAAAAAGCCCGCGAACUAGCACUAAAAGAUGGUGGACGACCCGUCCUCAUCGAAGCAAUGUCCUACCGAAUAUCCCACCACAGCACCUCUGACGAUUCCUUCGCCUACCGCGCACGCGUCGAAGUAGAAGACUGGAAACGUCGUGACAAUCCCAUUACACGACUACGAAAAUACCUCGAGAAAAGAAAGGUAUGGGACGAAGCCAAAGAAAUAGAAGCUAGAACGAAUAUCAAAAAAGAAGUCUUGAAGACGCUGAGCGAAGCGGAAAAAGAAAAGAAACCACCGAUUAAAAGUAUGUUUGAGGAUGUGUAUAAGGAGAUGACGCCGGAUUUGAGGGCGCAGAUGCAAGAGUUGAGGAGGGUCAUGGAGGAGUAUCCUGAUGAGUAUGAUGUUGGCGAGUUUGAGGGGGGUGUGGCGAGUUUGAAGUGA
Molecule: messenger RNA, 1167 nt
Organism: Sclerotinia sclerotiorum 1980 UF-70
Lineage: Eukaryota; Fungi; Ascomycota; Leotiomycetes; Helotiales; Sclerotiniaceae
Exons: 4
Coding region: 1-1167 (388 amino acids)
Biological process (GO): branched-chain amino acid catabolic process
Molecular function (GO): oxidoreductase activity, acting on the aldehyde or oxo group of donors, disulfide as acceptor
Source: RefSeq, a predicted model, not a curated record